Lachancea lanzarotensis is the source of this 2940-nucleotide messenger RNA. It is a transcript of the gene VID28, whose product is annotated as LALA0S01e14862g1_1. Gene Ontology annotation, cellular component: GID complex. The record is from RefSeq and is a predicted model, not a curated record. The transcript has a single exon. Gene Ontology annotation, biological process: proteasome-mediated ubiquitin-dependent protein catabolic process. Lineage: Eukaryota; Fungi; Ascomycota; Saccharomycetes; Saccharomycetales; Saccharomycetaceae. Bases 1 to 2940 code for a protein of 979 amino acids.
AUGGGUGCAAUUGCUUCCGACGAAAUAAGGGACUUGCGCCAUCUUAAAAGCAGUCUCAUAGGCGAUGAUCUUGCGAAAUGGAGAUUUCUACAGAAUCCUGGUAAAGUGAUACCAGAAAUCAUAGAUAUGGCGCUUCCUUCACAAAAAGAUGGUCUGCCGGCUGUUUCUGAAAAUUUGAGGUCUGAAGCAUUCGAUUUGAUAUUCAUUUUGGUGAACUUGGGGGGAAACGAAAAGCAAGGGUUGGGCCAAACUUAUGACGCCAUGGUGGAGCUUAUCUUAUCCAGAAUACAGUUUCAGGAAGAUGAUGCGUCUAUUAUUAUGUUGCAAAAAAUGCAGCUUCUGAAUAUGUGUCUAGAGAGUAUUCACACGGGUUUUCCCGGUUUACUAGAUUUACACACCGCUGUACGAGCAACUUUUGUCCGCUAUGUGCAUGAAAGGGUCCACAAUCGCAGUUCACAGCUCUAUGACACAGUGAUUGUGGAGCUAUUGUCUUGUAUCUCCAGACAGGAGGUCGUCAAGGCUGACACAGAGGUUUUUCUGGCGACUUAUACGCUAUUGCUGGAAUUAUCCGAAAAGUACCAGCAUCAGCUCCAUUUCAAGUAUAUGGUGACUGAAAUGAAACCUGAUCAAUCUGCUCAGCAGUACAACCUGUAUGACUUUGUCCAAUCGUCACGUUCAUUCAUCAAAUCUCCGUAUGGCAGUCCAGACCCCGUUGCACCUCGCAAUGCUACAGACAUAUCUCUUUUCUGCCUCUCUCUCCAUAUAUACCUCAAUUACCGUAGCGCUUUGGAUAGCAUCGUUGAGGGGAGCGCAAACCUGGAGGAUGUCAAGAGCUUUGAGCUUCUAACAAGCAGCUUUUUGAAGAGUCAAAACAUGGCACUGCGAUGCUCUGCCCUCCAGUUUAUGGCAAACAGUUUUUUGAAAGGGUCAGAGCCCACGGUGAACGCAGCAACAGAAAGAAUCUCUCUCUGGUUACCACAUUUAUGCGAGUGUCUCAAUUACGACAACCUCCCGUGGUGGUUUGAUCCCAUAGACAUUUUAACAGAUCUCGUAAAUUGGUGCAACGAACACGAUCCGUUGAAUAAUCCGAUCUCGAAUUUCCUGCUGGAAACCAAUCUCGUGAAUUCAAUUGUGCACAUGCUAGCCAAAUGUCUUGCAUUGCAGGGACGCGAUUACGAUACUCUAAAAACUACCGGGAAACUCAUCAAAUUAUGUGCAGCAUUGACAAGCUUUAGCGAGACGACUAGAAGGCGACUUUUCACCAAUAAGGCCCUGUUGCAGCAUGCAGAAUCCGGCUUAGAUUCACAUUUACAAUUACUGGAUUGUUUCAUUGCUCAGAGAAGUAAGAUUUCUCUUGAUAUAAAGCAACAAGACCUGCAACCGUUUUAUGAUACUGAGUUCACCUUCUCGUGGGUAUUACUUCUUAAGUCUUUUUCUCGGAGCGUCACUGCAUUAAGGACAUUUCUGAAACGGAACAGGCUUGCCGAACUGCUCUUGAACCUGGUAAAGCGGACUUGCCUUUUGAGUGAAGACUCUUUUUGCCGCGGAAGCGCCUUGCUAAGCGGAGAGAUUAAAAUAAUGAGUGCCGCCCUUGGCACGCUCUCGAACUUCGUGGUGGAAUUCUCUAAUCUGCAAUCGCACAUUGUUGAAAACGGCAUCAUCGAAGUGGUCGGCAAAAUAUUGAAAAGCCCACUUUUUAACGAACGGGCCAAUGCUGACCUUGGCGUUAUUGGUGAAGAUCCAUGCUCGGCUAGUGUUCAAGAUGUACAAAAGAAUGCGCUUUGGGUUCUGCGACAUUUAAUGUACAACUCACAUAACGAAGAGAAGCUGGAGCUAAUCUCCAUCAUACCCAUGGAAACGGUUUUGCAAUUUGUUAAUAACAGCAACUGGCUGGUCCAGGAGCAGUGCUUUCAACUACUGAGAAAUUUGACGUGCAAUUCUCGCAAAAUGGUCAACAUAUUACUUGAGAACUUUAACGAUUCCGAGAACUCCACAGGCUCACAAACUCAUACGGGCGGGGUGCGGCCCACGUACCUCUUUGAGUUUCUCGCUCACAAGCUCAAAAUGCUCGAUCCUGAAGACCCGAGCCAGGCGAAGACGCUUGAAGGUGUAUUAUACAUCAUAGUGAACAUCACUGCGAUCAAUGAAAACAAGCGCCAGAUGGUGAUUGAGCAAGACGGCAUCCUGCUAUUCAUCAAGCAAGUUUUAAGUUCUGUGGGUGGUGGCUACCAUAGGGCGGAUAUCGAGGUUGCGUGUCUGUGGAUAUUAACCAACCUUAUAUGGGCAUCGACCACUUCCAAUUUUCUUUUCAGUGCUACUCAGCCGCAUCCGGUCUUGGAGCAGGCCACUUCCCAUCCGCCAGGAUCCUCUUCGUUAUUGCGGCACAAUGCCAGGCCAGACGACAAGGACUUUUCUCAUGAACACCGUCCCAGCGGAAAUGAUAACGGUGAUCAAGACGAACCAUUCGGUCAGACUGUUAACGACGAGGCCGGUAAUGAUGGCGAAGAAUGGCAUCAAGAACAAGACCAAGAACGCGGAUCCGAACACGACCACGAAGGUGCCGAAGACGGCAAUGAAGAAGAAGAAGAAGAAGAAGAAGAAGAAGACGGUGAUGAUGACGUUGACGAUGAUGACGAUGACAAUGAUUAUGACGACGACGACGACGACGACGACCACAUUUCUGGGGACGAAGACGAAGACAAUUCCUAUAUUCAACAAACGCUGCACCCAACCGUCCGCACCACUUUUGAACUUACCAGGCCUAAAAGUUUCGGCGUUCCUGCCAAACUUCGCAUUUUCGCAGCCCAGAGAUGUGCCAAACUAGUUAAGAUGGGCCUCUACGAUGUCGUUAAGACCAGCACAAUUGCUGGUGAUAUGGCAGUUCGUGAGCAAGCUAAGCUGCUACUGUUCCAUAUGGAUUUGUUACGCAAAGGCAUCUGA